Protopolystoma xenopodis is the source of this 495-nucleotide messenger RNA. NCBI's taxonomy places the organism in Eukaryota, Metazoa, Platyhelminthes, Monogenea, Polystomatidea, Polystomatidae. The record is from the annotation of a GenBank genome assembly.
AUGGGUCAGAGGCAACUCUUGAGAAUGACAUCAGAACAAGGUCAAGCAAUGAUCCAGCCUCGAGUUCGUACAGGCGGCCAGAAUAGCGGAUCAUCCUCGGCGACCAGCGAACCAGUCGUUCAAAGAAGUCGAAUAAGUCCUUCAGGAGCAGUUGUUCAAAGCUCUGUCUUCUCCUCCUCAGGCCUCAAUCCGUCCACCGGUGAUCUAAAGCGACGUCCCGACUCGAACCUUGUCCGUGUGCCAGCAGCCAGAGUCUCUUCCUCUGACUCGCAACACAGAUCCGAAGGUGAGGCCUCGCCGUCCACCUCUUCGGCUUCAGCAGCUUCGCUGCACUCCGAAGAGGCGAUGUCACUUCAUGCCGGCGACGUUGUUGGACCUACCAAACAAGCGGCUCUUCGACGCCAACAGCCAGCUUGUCAUUCCUUUAGCACUCAAAACGCCCGAAAGACAAUAGUCCCCAGGAAAUCCGUCUGCGGUCGACGAGCGGAGCUUUGA